This is a messenger RNA of Sphaeramia orbicularis (orbiculate cardinalfish), 4953 nucleotides long. RefSeq names its product zinc finger protein 281-like. Gene Ontology annotation, molecular function: RNA polymerase II cis-regulatory region sequence-specific DNA binding; DNA-binding transcription factor activity, RNA polymerase II-specific. Lineage: Eukaryota; Metazoa; Chordata; Actinopteri; Kurtiformes; Apogonidae. Gene Ontology annotation, biological process: regulation of transcription by RNA polymerase II. The transcript has 7 exons. The record is from RefSeq and is a predicted model, not a curated record. Bases 165 to 2570 code for a protein of 801 amino acids.
CAAGAUGGAAGAACCCAGCAGCUGCGGGAGAACAAUGUUUUGGCUCUAGAUUCCGAAACGGACUGCUAAAGGGUGAACUACACGAGCCAAAACAGCAGGUCAUGGUCAUGCACUGGAUGACACUGAUUGGUGCCCCGUAGUUUUCCUGCCCACCACCUUUCACCAUGAGCCUCAUUCAAGACAAACUAGGGAAUGAAUUCCUGCGCCCCAACGGAGGCGUGGAUUCCAAUUUCGGCUCUGGCAUGAUUAUGUUCAGCCACCUACCGCCGGUGACCAGCUUCACCCGGCUGGCUGCCCAGUCGGUCAUGCAGGACCUCCCACCUCAAGAAAUGAUCCUGAAGAAGGAGCGCGACUCACCCGACUGCAGCAUGGGCAUCCAGGGUGGUGGCCUGGGGUGUGCAGCAGUGGGAGACUAUGUUCACUCCAUGGGUAUCAAGCAGGAAAAGAUGUCAGAGCAUGACUAUCGCCUGCCUCUUUAUCCCGGAGGCAUGAACAAGAGCACAGAGCUGCUAGAGGUGACAGUUAGUAACAACCAGAACCUGCUGGUACAUGACCUCAACAUGGGCAACCUGCCAAGUCAGUUAGGAAAGGAGCCCACUGGGAGAAAAGGUCGAAGGUCAAAUGGUGACGGACAGGAGGGUAAACCAAGAAAGAAACGAAGCGAGGCAAAGCAAUCAAUGAUGCUGGAUGCAGAUGGAGGCAGCCUGUCGCCAGGAAGCAAGCCUCACAUCUGUGAGCACUGCACCGCAUCCUUCAGAAGCUCAUAUCACCUACGCCGACAUGUGCUCAUUCACACAGGUGAAAGACCCUUCAGGUGCAGUCAGUGCAACAUGAGUUUCAUUCAGAAGUACCUCCUCCAGCGUCAUGAGAAAAUCCACAGUGGAGAGAAGCCAUUCAGCUGUGACCAGUGUAACAUGCGUUUUAUUCAGAAAUAUCACAUGGAGAGGCACAAGAGGACACACAGUGGAGAGAAGCCGUACAGAUGCGAGACCUGCCAACAGUAUUUUUCUAGGACUGACCGGCUGCUAAAGCACAAGCGAACCUGUGGUGAAGCCCUGAAGAAAGGGCUGGAUCCAGGGAUGAUGGACAUGGACUGUGUAGACAUGGGACAUGGCAGCUAUGGAAUCACUCAGGGAAAUGCUGGGAACACUGGGAGAAAGAGAGGAAGGUCCAAAAAUUUAGGAGAAGGAGGAGAAAGGAAAAAGAAGAAGGGGGACGGAGGGGUGAGGGUACCACACCUCCACGGGGCUGUAUCCGGAGGCUACAGCAUCCACGAAUACUCUGUGGGGAAUCAGACUGUGUCCUCCUCUACUGAGCCCGGAACCAGCAUGCAACAGGACCACCAGGGCCGAGCGCCGAAAAUGGCGUUCAAGAAGGCCAAUCGUAAGAGCCUCGACAAAGUGGGCGGGGGUAAAGGCGGUCCGAUGGAGCAUAACGCAGGGGGUAUGGAUGGCCUCGGGCUCAUGGGUAACGGGGCCAAAGUCGGGCCCACCAGCAGCAACUAUGAUGAUGCCAUGCAGUUUCUGAAGAAGAAACGCUACCUUCAUGCAGCAAACAAUGCAAACUCAUCAGGGCCUGUGGUGGCGGGAGGAGGCAGCGGCGAAUAUGAUGUGGGGGUCGGUCAUUUGUCUUCCCAGUCCGUCAUAUCCAGCGUGAUGGACAGCGACGCACCUCUGAGCCUCGACAAGUCAGGGAUCCCAGAUGAGGUCCUGCAGAGCCUCCUGGAUCACUACACCCAGAAACCAGAUGGCUCACACCACGAUGUCCACUUCGACAUCAGCGACCAGCAUGUUGAGCUGACCCCCGCCUCAGCUGACGGGCCUGGCAUCAACGCCGACACCGCCAGCCCAUCUGUAGACAAGACUGUCAUGAUGAAUGAAUACUCCCGCUUCCUGCUUCAGGCCUUGGAGCGCACCAGCCACAGUGCCAGCUUCCCCCUGGGCCCCGGGCCUCCCGCCUCAGGACCGUUCACCAGUUCCCACCCGGGCAACCCCCUUUACUCCGACAAGAACAUCUACACUACAUCCCCGCUGGAGUGUGGGUUCGGCCAGUCGGUGGCCUCGCCUUCGCUGCCCUCCUCUGUGCCAAAGUCUCACUUUGCAAUGCUGACGGGCUCCUCGCCGCAGCACAGCUUCCACCUGAGCAGCCUGGAGACCGCCACUCACCAGCAGCUCACCCCGUCUCAGGAGCUCACAGACCAGAUGGAGAAGCAGCACUCCUCCACCCCCCCUUCUACCUACCAGAUCAGCCCCUCCGACCUGAGCAGCCAGAAGGACCCGCCACCGGUCAAGAACGGCUCGGCGGUCUACCCUCUGGUCCCCUCGCAGGAUCUGGCCUCUCUGGACUCUUCCAAGCCUUCCUACCAGAUAGAAAACUUUGCUCAGGCCUUCGGCUCCCAGUUCAAGUCAGACGGCCACGGCUUGUCUUAUGGCACUGACUCCGGCGGGGAGGUGGAUCACAGGAUACGGACGCCUGUGUCUGAAUUCUCAGGGUAUAGUAGUUUGUUAUCUGAUGUCAAUGAGCCAGUAAGUACAGGUUCCAAAACUCCAACAAGCCAAAGCUACAGAUGAGAGCCUGAGAGGGAGAGAACACUCUGUUGUUAAAGAUGUUGUUCUUAUUUUAAUUUUUUAGUGCUUCUAUUUUAUUAUUAUUAUUGUUAUUAUUAUUUUUUUAAGUGACAUCUUUAUUUUAAUUAUACUGAUGCUCUGUUGUUGUGCCCACUCCUCUCCCCACAACAAGCCUACGAGGCUUUCUGCAAAUGCAAUUUUUAAAAUAUCUGUUACUUUUAAGUUAAUAAUGUAUUGACUGUUUAUUCUUGUCAUUUUACUGACUUUAGGUCUGGUCAUUAAUCAUGAACUGAAAGUUCUUUUUAGGGUAGGCGUAGAGUAGCACCGAACAUAUUUCUUCUUCCAAUGAGCUGAAGUGUUUGAGCAAUCAACUUUACAUUUGUAAAAUAAUAAUGGAAAUAAACCAUGAUGGCAGGGAAUAGCCCAGAAUUGAAAUAGCAAAAAAAGGUUUUGUCUGUUACAAGGUUUAAAGUAUUACUCAGGAAAAAGUGGAAAAGGAGAAGCCUACGAGGUGCAGUGAGCACUCUUUUCAGAAGUGUAAAUUUGCGACUUCAAAGAGGGUUUUUCUUAUGUUUUAUUACUUGUUGAAUGAGUGUGACAUAAACAGACUGCUGCCAGCUCACUUGAACACUGAAAACACUUUCUACUUGGCUAUAUAGAGAUUAUGGUACUUUCGUGUCAAUGUGAAACUCAUUUUUCUUCAAUAAGGGCCAUAUAUAUAUAUAUCUAUAUCUAUAUAUAUAUAUAUUUAUAAGAAUAUAUAUUAUGUAAAAUAACAGAUUUAAUCAUUCUGGGGAACUGCCAGUUGAAGUAGAGGAAGGACGAGGGCGGGCUCAGGGGGUAGAGGUUGUCCUUAUUAUAUUUUUGGAGAACAAAGAUGUUAGGGCUUUUCUUGGGCCAAUAGGGGUUGCUGUUGGACAGCGAUAGAAUGGCCUUCCCCUUUCCUGCACUCCUCUUCCUCAUCAGUUGUCUUAGUUCAUUGAAAGAAUCCAAUUAGCACUUUGAGCCGUUUUAUUACAGUGAGUAAAGAAAAGUACCCCGUCAGAUCAACGAAGCUCAAAUGUCAGGAACGAACUGGCUUUCUUAAAGACAUGAGUGGCUGUUUGGGCAUAUGCAGAUGGGAUGUGUGGGCUGGAAGUGGUCGGGGUAUUAUGGGAUACCCUCUGUGUGGGCAGCAUGGUUUCAGAGGGUCAGAGGGAGGGAGGGUUGACAUAUUAAAAGUGGGAUUUUUCAUUAAAAUUUUCUCUUUCUCCUUACAUUUAGGGAGGGUUUAGCUGUCGGGGAGGGCGGGAUCACUCAUUUAAUUGGGAUAUUGUAAAUGUAAUUCGAACCCCUAGUUUUAGUUUUACUUGUUACCCAACUUAGCUUUGCUUUCUUAUUGAAUUUGAUGACAAAUGUGUUAGUGAUCGAGUAUUUCUUCAGCUGUUACCGAGGCAGCCAUAACCAGUAUGAGCAAAAAAAAAAAAACAAAAAAGUGAUGGCUGACAAAAAUUGUAUGAAUAUAGACGUUUGAUCAGACCUUUUUCACGUAUGCUGGCUAUCGAGCAUAUUUGUCCCAUUAGAAAUUUGGGUGCCUAAUCCUGUGAAGUACAGGUGCAAGAUAUUGUCUGGUAAACUUUAGAUGUAAUUUCUUGCUGAUUUUUUCAAUGUAUUUAUGCUGUACGUUUUUUGUAAAGGCAACAAUAAUUGCGCUGUCUUCCAUAUUUACACCAAGCCGUUAGUGCUGGAAAUGAUAUCGUUCUGCUGAAUGAGUCUUUAAACCCCUUUAUACCCCAAUGACCUGUUGUUUCAAGCAAUCAUAAACAUGGCAGAAUGAAUGCAACGUUAUAUCACAUCGACACAGAUAAUAUGAUGCCAUAUUGAACGGUUUAGGGGUAAACAAGAAUUUGCCUCACAUAUACCUCAUAUCGCAUUAAACCAGGGACAACGGAGUGAAGGUUUGAUGUAUGUAGCAGAUAUGCUGUCGUAUUUUAAAAAAAAACAAACAAAAAAAGGUCAUGUUUCCGUGUGACUAUUUUUACACUUUUGUGUACGUGACAUUUCUGUGACCCGUUAAGACGCCGUUGCUUAAGGGUUUCUGUAAAUGUCUCAUGCCAGCCAGUGUUCAGUCUCUUCUGUCAUCCACAUUUUAUUUGAAACAUACAUAUUGUUUACAAAAAAUGUACACUACAUCUUGCUUUACUGAAUUUUGACCCCUGUAUAAAUUCAUUUUACUUUCUUUUCUUUCCCUUUUUUUUAUUUUUAAUCAUCGCCAAAUUUUGUAGCUGAUGAUAUCCGGCGUUUUUAUGUUCUUUAACCGUUCUUGUGUCCCAUUUCACAAGACUGUAUUUGUCCAAUGAAUUGAAAACUGAUUAGGGAGAAAACAAUAAAAUACUGUCAUUCAUUA